Spinacia oleracea (spinach) is the source of this 1082-nucleotide messenger RNA. Its product is annotated as probable glutathione S-transferase. Gene Ontology annotation, molecular function: glutathione transferase activity. Gene Ontology annotation, cellular component: cytoplasm. The transcript is spliced from 2 exons. Gene Ontology annotation, biological process: glutathione metabolic process. The record is from RefSeq and is a predicted model, not a curated record. The coding region runs from base 116 to 772 and encodes 218 amino acids. NCBI's taxonomy places the organism in Eukaryota, Viridiplantae, Streptophyta, Magnoliopsida, Caryophyllales, Amaranthaceae.
CAUUCAUAUCAGCCAGCCACUCUAUAAAUACCCUCCUCCCCCACCAUAACCCAAAGUAUAUAACUCCACCCUUUUAAUAAACCCUUUUCUUCGUUACUUACAAGAAGCUUGAAAAAUGGCAAAUGAAUUAGUGUUGUUGGAUUUCUGGGAAAGCCCAUUUGGGAUGAGAGUGAGAAUAGCAUUGGCUGAGAAGGAGGUAGAAUAUGAAUACAGAGAUGAAGAUUUGAAGAACAAGAGUGAAUUUCUUCUUAAGAUGAACCCGGUUCAUAAGAAAAUCCCGGUUCUCGUCCACAAUAACAAACCGAUUAACGAGUCUUUAAUUAUUGUGCAGUACAUUGAUGAGGUUUGGAGUGACAAGAAGCCUCUCUUGCCGUCUGAUCCUCAUCAGAGGGCUGUGGCUCGUUUCUGGGCUGAUUUUGUUGACAAAAAGAUAUAUGACAGUGGAAGAAAAGUUUGGACUAGCAAAGACGCAGAACAAGAAGCAGCGAAGAAAGAAUUCAUAGAGAACUUGAAGGUGAUGGAAGCUGAGCUGGGUGAUAAAGCUUACUUUGGAGGAGAUACAUUUGGAUAUGUUGAUGUUGCUUUCAUUCCAUUUUACAGUGAGUUUUAUGCGUACGAGAAGUUGGGAAACUUCAGCAUUGAGGAGUCUUGCCCAAAGAUCAUUGAAUGGGCCAAGAGAUGUUUGCAGAGAGAGACUGUUGCCAAAGCACUCCCUGAUCAGAACAAAGUUUACGACUUUAUUCUCAUGCUUAAGAAGGCGUAUGGCCUUUAAAUAUAGAAACCCAUCAACGUACUCUUGCUAACUUUUGUUGGGUCUUGUUGUGUUAGCCUGGGAUCAUGUAUGUUCUUUUAAUAAAUCCAACAUGUUAAGGCACAAAUGAUAAUACACUAAGUCAAUGAGCAACAUGUUGACUUUAGUCAGUUGGUUAGUUACAAAGUUUGUUAAGCUGUUAUAACAAACUUGAUGACAUGGCAUUGCAUUGUAUAAAUUCGAUAUUGCAUUGUAUAAAUACUGUUUUAGCUGAUUGUGAUCAGUUAUCAAAAAACAAAAUAAAAUCCUAAUUCCUAUCUUCUCUCUCUAA